Messenger RNA from Salvelinus fontinalis (brook trout), 1250 nucleotides. RefSeq lists its product as uncharacterized. The record is from RefSeq and is a predicted model, not a curated record. NCBI's taxonomy places the organism in Eukaryota, Metazoa, Chordata, Actinopteri, Salmoniformes, Salmonidae. Bases 240 to 1025 code for a protein of 261 amino acids. The transcript has 3 exons.
CCUGUCGUACCUCUGGUACCAAUUCAUCUGGGAUAGGCCCAGAGCUCCCCUCUCUGGUCUGCUCUCCUGCCCAGCCUCAUACCCUCUCUGCUGAAUCCCACUCAGGGCAGACUCCCCCUGAUCAGAUCCAUCCUCCACCACCUGUCACACGCCUCCAACCCCUACAGCAUCGGUCUGCUAUCACCCCCCUCACACCACCCCCUCAGAAACUCCUAUACCCAGACCUCACAAGUAUAGAUAUGAAGGCCUCCAUUUUCCUUCCACAUGCACAACGUCCACGCAAUGAGCCCCUUACCCCAUCCCUCGGAACCUGCCCCUCGGUGUCCCUCAAUGUUGCCACUGGGGGUGUACCAGUGGGGGUAUUCCAGGAACCAUUCUCUACACUCUUUGCACUCAUGGGGAUUCCCACUUACCACGUGGAAAGGGGCAUACCACCACCAUCUCCCAAUGCCCAUCAGACAGACACAACCCCAACACCUAGCCCCUCUGAGAGGAAUCUAAAGGCCCAACAGCCCCGAACAGAAGCACGAUUUGAUCCCCCUACGUCCUCCUCUGAGGUACCCAUGGAGGCCCAAUCUCCAAAGGUAGUCCCCUCGCACCCCCAACCCCUGGACUUGGCCUGCUCAGAGGACCCAAAUUCAGAGACCUCGCCACUCCCUCCCUGUGAUCGCCCUCUGGAGGUCCCACAGAGGAAGCCAUCUGAAGUGGAUGAAGUAUCUGUUGGGCUAACACUCCCCAAAGACUGCCCUGAUGAAGAGCCAGAUCUUGAGCCCCCGCGGUGCACUUGCCCCUCACGUCUGACAAUGCUGACGACCUUCAUUGCCGUCUUCAUCCUUCUUUUCAUCUUCUUCGCCAUUUUAGUCAAGUUCCUGUGUUUCCCACCCAACCUGACAGACAUUGUGCAGCCAUGUGGCGUUAAAGGGAACUGCAGUGUCCCAAUGCCAGUCCUGCUGCCCAAGCAACCCAUUAACAAGACAGGAAACAUCAGUGCAGGUGAUGCCGUGUUCAGGUUAUGUCUGUGUUGACAGUUCAUUUGAUUGAAGCACCCAUCCCCGAUCCCACUCUCCCUCAGGUUGCCUAGGUCCAGUUGGUGCUGGUUGGAAAGGUUGGAGGAUUGUCGGGGGGAUGUUAGCAGAGGACAAGUGGGGCUGGCAGAGUAGUUUACACUGGAGAGGGAAACAUGUGUGCGGGGGAGCCAUCGUCACCCCACGUUGGAUCAUUACUGCAGCCCACUGCUUCAUCCAGUAAGG